GCUUCAACAUUCCUUUCCCAUUCCCUUCUCAAGUUUCCACCAGGCAGCAGCAACUGUGCCUGUGCAGGUGUAAACAGACACCUGCAAGCCCUUAGAGCUAUACCCACCAUGCAGCCAGGACAGUUUCUCCUUAUACAGUAAGGAUCUACUGUCUGCCCCACCAACGUUUGCUAUUCCAGUUGGAGAUGCUCAACCUAGUGAAUGGCCAUGACCAACUUUAACGUCAACUGAAAAUUCACAGACUUUGGUUGUACACCCAGAAACAACAUCUGGCUGUGUUGACUGUGUUUACAUCAUCCACACUGGUUCUGCAGAAGAUAUCAAUUCACCAUGGUAGAGUACUAUGAGGCCCUGGGCCUUCCCCGGAAUGCUUCCUUAGAUGACAUUAAAAAAGCAUACAGGAAGAAAGCUCUCAGGUGGCAUCCAGAUAAAAACCCAGACAACAAGCAAUACGCAGAACAGAAAUUCAAAGAGAUCGCAGAAGCAUACGAAGUACUUUCAGAUAAAGGCAAGCGGGAUGUUUAUGACCGCUAUGGUAAGGAUGGACUUAUGGGAAAAGGUAGGCCUGGGGCAUCAUCUAAAGCCAACAUGGGCCCCGAAUUUAUGUUCCACUUCCGCAGUGCUCAUGAUGUCUUCAGGGACUUCUUUGGGGGAUAUGACCCUUUCUUUGGAGAACCUAUGCCCUUUGGUGCUUGUUGCAGUGGUGGAAAAGGGUUCAGCUUCUACUCUUCAUCAACGAACUUUGUCAAUGGCAAACAAAUCACCACCAACAGAAUUGUUGAGGAUGGACAGGAGCGAGUGGAAGUUGAAGAAGAUGGAGAGCUUAAAUCUGUUCUUGUUAAUGGUGUACCUACUGAUACAACCUGCAUUCAGGAAGCAAGAAGGCAUUGUGUCCGGGGAGAACCCACCAGGCACAGGUCUGCACCUCAAGUUAUUUACCAUGAUGAAUACGAUUCUGAUCCCAUCUACGAGGUACGUACUGCAAGGCAUGUGUUCCCCGUCAGAAUGACCAAGUGCUUCAGAGUAGGGGAAGAGUCCCCAGUGGAGGACAACACAGACAGCGAGUCUCACCUAGAUGAUGGGUUCCAAACUGAGGAUGACGAAUCCCAUAUUUAUGAGUUCUAACACCAUGCUGCAUACGGACAAAAUCCCAUAUAUUGGUGGCAAGUCAGGAGGAGAGUUUGACCGUAUGAAUACAAUGAAGAGGCUGAUGAGAAGUAAUCAGGCAAUAAAUACGAAAUGGACCCCGGGUGAAAUUAGGCAUGUUGGUCUGGAAGAGGUUGCCAGUGAAGAAGAAUGUCACACUACAAGAAGAAGCAAAGGGGUGGAAGACCAAACGAUGAAUGAAAUGAACAGAUGACUCUCUCCCUUGAAAAGGAAAACAAAAAAUGAAAA
Pogona vitticeps (central bearded dragon) is the source of this 1395-nucleotide messenger RNA. RefSeq names its product dnaJ homolog subfamily B member 2. Gene Ontology annotation, molecular function: Hsp70 protein binding. The record is from RefSeq and is a predicted model, not a curated record. NCBI's taxonomy places the organism in Eukaryota, Metazoa, Chordata, Lepidosauria, Squamata, Agamidae.